AUGCCUAUAAGGAGGGUUCCCAUAAAUUGCGGCCAUUAUUGGGUAUUAUGUGGCGUAAAUAUUGGCUAUUAUCUAUUUCAUCCCCUUUACAAACCAUACAAUUUAGAAUCAAAACCAAUUCUGGAGUUUCUAAAUUUAAAGUGCCAUCUGAUAUUAAGAAAUUUAAGACCAAGAGGUACCAAAAACAGAGGGAUACCCCACGGAUAUGGCUUUAACUACAUUUCAUGCGCAAAUUAUUUUUAUGAAUCGUUAAUAUGGAUUAUAUUCGCCCUCAUAAUAAAUACGUUAACAGGAUACCUUUUCAGCAUAGUCGCCACGACGCAGAUGGCCAUUUGGGCACUAAAGAAGCACAACAAUUAUAAGAGAGAGUUCCCCAAUUAUCCCAAAAACAGGAAAGCCAUAUUCCCCUUCAUCUUGUGA
Plasmodium cynomolgi strain B is the source of this 420-nucleotide messenger RNA. RefSeq names its product 3-oxo-5-alpha-steroid 4-dehydrogenase domain containing protein. The record is from RefSeq and is a predicted model, not a curated record. Lineage: Eukaryota; Apicomplexa; Aconoidasida; Haemosporida; Plasmodiidae. Bases 1 to 420 code for a protein of 139 amino acids. The transcript has 6 exons. Gene Ontology annotation, molecular function: oxidoreductase activity, acting on the CH-CH group of donors. Gene Ontology annotation, biological process: very long-chain fatty acid biosynthetic process.